Cynocephalus volans (Philippine flying lemur) is the source of this 1769-nucleotide messenger RNA. It is a transcript of the gene CREG1, whose product is annotated as cellular repressor of E1A stimulated genes 1. The transcript is spliced from 4 exons. The record is from RefSeq and is a predicted model, not a curated record. Lineage: Eukaryota; Metazoa; Chordata; Mammalia; Dermoptera; Cynocephalidae. Bases 93 to 755 code for a protein of 220 amino acids.
GGCUCGCUGCGGGGGCGGCCUCCGGGAGCGCCAGGCUGACCCCGAGCCCCUGUCGGUCACGGGGGGCCUGGACUCUCGCCUGAGACACCACCAUGGCCGAGCGUGCCCGCAGGUCCGCGCGCACCCUGCUCGCCAGCCUGCUGGCGCCGGCGCUGUUGGCGCUGCUGGUGCCGCCGGCGCGGGGUCGGGGCGGCCGGAACCACGGGGACUGGGACGCGGACGCGCUGCUGCCGCCGCUGCCGCCCCGUGAGGACGCGGCGCGCGUGGCGCGCUUCGUGACGCACGUCUGCAGCUGGGGCGCGCUGGCCACCGUCUCCACGCUGGAAGCGGUGCGCGGCAGGCCCUUCGCCGACGUCCUCUCGCUCAGCGACGGUCCCCCCGGCGCGGGCAGCGGCGUGCCCUACUUCUACCUGAGCCCGCUGCAGCUCUCCGUGAGCAACCUGCAGGAGAAUCCAUAUGCUACACUGACCAUGUCUUUAGCACAGACUGACUUCUGCAGAAAACAUGGAUUUGAUCCCCAAAGUCCCCUGUGUGCUCACACGAUUCUGUCAGGGACUGUGACCAAGGUGAAUGAAACAGAAAUGGACUUUGCAAAGCAUUCAUUAUUCAUUCGACAUCCUGAGAUGAAAACCUGGCCUUCCAGCCAUAAUUGGUUCUUUGCUAAGUUGAAUAUAACCAAUAUCUGGGUCCUGGACUUCUUUGGUGGACCAAAAAUAGUGACACCUGAAGAAUAUUAUAAUGUCACGUUUCAGUGAAGCGGAAUACGGUGAAUUUAACCACACGUGUGAAGUUUCUUGGGAUGGCUCAUACAAACUUAAAGGGCUUAACAUUUCUCUGGAAAGUUUCCCAGAAUAUUAGCCAGUUUUCUGUCACAUGCUGGUUUGCUUACUUGCUUGCUUGUUUAUGGAAUAGAGUUGGACUGUUACUGGAUUUCUUAGAAGAUGUGUUUGCUAGAUUUUUUCCCCCAUAUUUUGAAGCAAUUUUCAUAGAGGAGUGUCUUUCGUUAAAAUCAAAGUUUUGUUCCAUCAAUUCCAAAUAUUUUCCCAGUGGUGCUCCUUGAAAAGGAACAAGAGCCAGGUUUACAUUGCCCUUGGCAUUUGAUGGUACCUGAGUAUGUGUUCUUUGUUCCUAGAAGGCGCUAUGCUGGUUAGAGGGCUUGACUUGCCACAGCUGCCUCCUGAGCUGCCUGAACCUGGUGCAGUAGGGUUGGCUCCUGUGAUGGUGCCUGAAUAAAUCUUGCCAAAACAGACAGACAAUGAUGAAACACAAAUAGAGGUUUCUACUCAUGUUGGUUUGUAUCUGACAAUCCUGGGUAUUGUUGAUCCAACAUAGGGCAAAACUAUUUCUUAUAAAGAAUUUUUUUUAAAAAGUUUUAUGUACUAAAAUGCUUAUCUGGAACAAAAGAAGUUCAAAAAAUUUUUCACGAAUUUGAUUUCCCCACCUAAAUGGAGACUGUGUAAUCAAAACACAUGCAUACAGGUACACGUUACUAUUAUUUUUUCCCCAAAAUGGGAUUGCAAAAGAAAGAGAGAAUGAAGGGAGUUUUUAUAUUUCUGGAAUUUUUUUAUAAGCAGAAUUAAGUCAGGCAUGGCCCAGCUUCAGCCAGAGCCAAAAUCCCCCUCCCUGUCCACUCUUUGUUAAGUAUGAGUUGUUAUAUUUGAAAACUACAAAAUGAACUUAACUGAAAUCCAGCAAACAGUUUCUGUUUUAAAAAAAUGAUUUAUAUUAAACUUGGUAAAAUAGAUUUCUUACUUAAAUCAUCAAUAAUU